Messenger RNA from Verticillium dahliae VdLs.17, 387 nucleotides. RefSeq lists its product as uncharacterized. The coding region runs from base 1 to 387 and encodes 128 amino acids. NCBI's taxonomy places the organism in Eukaryota, Fungi, Ascomycota, Sordariomycetes, Glomerellales, Plectosphaerellaceae. The record is from RefSeq and is a predicted model, not a curated record. The transcript has 3 exons.
AUGGCCAAUUCUAUUUCCAUUUCCAAGUCGAGGCAAAGGGCCGACUGGCUCAACAAGGCCACGGCCAGGAUGCCGGGCGUCGUCGAACACAUCGACAGCCUCGUCGAGGCGGCCGUCGCCCAGGACGCCGUGCUGUUCCGGCAGCCAGGGCUCAAGGUCGUCGCCGCGCCUUGGGAUACGACGCCCUCGGACGCUGUCGCGUACCUGCACCAGUUCAUCGCCACGAGCAACCGAGGCCGCCCCGUGAAACUGCCGACGGUCCAAGACUGGGGCCAGAGGUACAAGGCUCUCUGUCCGGUCGAGAUACUUCAGCAAAUCAACGACCUGUAUCACCGGACCUACGGGACCGACGGCAUACUGCUUGCAAGCCGUGGUGCGAGACGCUGA